This is a messenger RNA of Aspergillus clavatus NRRL 1, 216 nucleotides long. RefSeq lists its product as uncharacterized. NCBI's taxonomy places the organism in Eukaryota, Fungi, Ascomycota, Eurotiomycetes, Eurotiales, Aspergillaceae. The transcript is spliced from 2 exons. The record is from RefSeq and is a predicted model, not a curated record. The coding region runs from base 1 to 216 and encodes 71 amino acids.
AUGGUGAUGAUGAUGAUGCUUGUGCUGCUGGACGUGGACUUCCCGUGCGAGCAGCGGGUUGGUGGACUUGUAGGUGGUGGAGUGGUGGUUUGUGGGUCUUGCUCUGCGACAGGCGUGGUAGUCUCCGUGGCUAUGUGUGGAUGCUGCGUCACUGUCGUCGGCGCUGAGGUCGGUGUCGAGGGUGCGCAGAUGUGCGUCGUGGCUGUGGGGGGUUAG